This is a messenger RNA of Prorocentrum cordatum, 1564 nucleotides long. NCBI's taxonomy places the organism in Eukaryota, Dinophyceae, Prorocentrales, Prorocentraceae. The record is from the annotation of a GenBank genome assembly.
AGCCGCUCUGGCUCAAGGCAGGGCUCCCCCUCCCUCCGCGCGCGAGCGCGCGAGGUCUCCCCAGGCGGGGCAUGGCGGAGGAGGACAAGCCGUCCGAGUCCUACCCCAUCUUCGCCCUCGCUCAGAAGAGGAGCCUCCUGCUAGGCGAGGCAUGCGCGGACCGCGCGAAGCUGGCGGAGGAGGUGAUGGCCGUGGUGAAGGAGAAGAGCAUGCUCCCGUACUACGAGACGUACCUCUGCCCUUCGCCGCUAGGGCCGGCUGACGAGGCGCUCAAGGCGGAGAUGAAGGCGCGCAACGAGGAGGAGUUGGCCAAGUUGGAGGAGAAGAUCAAGGACGCGAAGGAGAAUCUGGGGGACAUAGAGAUCCGCGACGCGAUGCUGGCGAAGGCGGAGUUUUUCAACCGUAUCGGCGACAAGGACAUGGCCAUCCAGUCCUACCAGGACGCGUUCGGAAAGUCGGUGGGCGUGGGCGCUAAGCUCGACAACAUCCUUACGGUGAUCCGGAUUGCAUUCUUCUUCGACGACAAAGAGUUAUCCAAGAAGGAAAUAGAGCGCGCUAAGGCCGAGCUUGGGAAGGGCGGCGAUUGGGAGCGCCGCAACAAGCUCAAGGUCUACGAGGGCAUCUACCACAUGAUCUUCCGCAACUGGAAGGAGGCUUCGACGCUUUUCCUCAACGUGAUGCCGACGUUCACGGCGACGGAGCUCGUCGAGUUCAAGGACUUCGUGUUCUACACCGUCCUGGUCACGAUGCUAUCGGGGGACCGCCCGACGCUGCGGGAGAAGCUGGUCAGCAGCCCAGAGGUGCUUAGCGCCAUCAAGGAGACGCCGCACCUCCAGGAGUUCAUGGAGUCAUACUUCCACUGCCGGUACAAGCCCUUCAUGCAGCAUUUCGUGCCCGUCAUCGACCACUGCCGGGCUGACCGGUACCUCAGAGGGCACGUCCGUUAUUUCCAGCGGAAUAUGCGUCUGAACGCAUACAGGCAGUUCCUCACCUCCUACCGCUCUGUGACGUUGGAGGCCAUGGCUAACGAGUUCGGGGUCUCCGCAAGCUUCAUCGACACGGAGCUAGCGUCCUUCAUUUCGUCUGGCAAGUUGACUUGCAAGAUCGACAAGGUCGGCGGCGUCGUCGAGUCCAACGAGGCGGAUCAGCGGAGUCAGGUUUACAUCGAGAUCAUCAAACAGGGAGACCUGCUGCUCAAUCGGAUGCAGAAGCUCUCCGGCGCCAUUGACAUGUGACCGCGCCGGCGCCCACGACGCCGUCGACAUGUGACCGCCCCCCCUCCAGACAUCCGACGCCGUGAUUUCUUCACAGCGUGGCUCCCCAGUGAAGGGACAUGCUGAACGCCCGCAGGUCCGCGCUGACCUCCGACAGAUCACGCGUAUGCCAGCUCUGGCAUUCUGCGCUCGGGGCACGGGGAGCCUGACCCGCCCAGGAACAGUGGGGUCCCCACCGCCGCCCCAUCGGCGAUGUAUCGUCGAUUCGAGGUCAUUGCGUGUUCGGCGGUUUGCCAGGUCAGGGUUCCCUUGGCGGGGAGCCUGGAUCCCUUUGCGUUGCACAUCGCGCC